This is a messenger RNA of Phascolarctos cinereus (koala), 5478 nucleotides long. Lineage: Eukaryota; Metazoa; Chordata; Mammalia; Diprotodontia; Phascolarctidae. The record is from RefSeq and is a predicted model, not a curated record.
UUUAAAGCUCCAGGCCCGCAAUGAAACAGACACUCAAAAGGCAAAGUGAAGUGGGUGGAAACCCGGCGGGAAGAGUUAGAGGGGGAAGCCUGGAGCUGCCCCCAACCCCCUAGGAAAUCGGGGGCCCCCAUCUCUUCCAGGGCCCACCAACUAUUCAAGCAGCGUCUCACUCCCUGGCAGGGGAAACGGGCCAGUGAGGGUGGAGGGUGGGCUCUAGAGCCGGGAUCGAAUCCCCCUGGCCCCCGGCUCUCCGGGCAGUGCCCAGAACACAGCAGGGGCCCCGAACACGUCGGACAGCUCCAGAGGGCAGGGGAUGUGCUUGGGGUCACAAGGCCCUACCCCACUGCCACCGCACACGGCCUGGGCAGAGUCUAGGGGGAACCUGACUUCAAAUCUCACUCCGGGCACCUACUAGUGCGAGACUCAGGGGAACUUAGUGACUUAGCCUCCACUCUAAAAUCGAGUCACAAUGCCAGAGACCAGGCCAUGGAGUGUACUGUGAACCUUAGGGUGUUAUACAAAUGUCAGCUAGGAUCUUUAUCCUUAGACACCCUCUCCCACCACCCCCAGGAGCUGGGAGGAAAGCAAACUUCAGUUUGGGAAAGAUACUCCUGCCUCCUCUAGCCGCUGGUGAUUUCCUGUUCCUUACAGUAUGGAGUCCAAGCUAGGAUCACAUUGAUUCCGAAAUACCUGAGUUUGCGUUCCACCACAGACACCACCCACUGGCUCUGUGCUCUAAACAGUCCACUUAACCUCUGGGCCUCGGUUUCCCCAUCUGUAAAAUGGGCAUCAUCAUAAUAAUAAUUAUAUCGGCCACUUCAGAGGAUGAUGGUGAGUCUCACAUGAGAUAAUAUCUGUAAAACACUUUGGAAACCUGAAAGUGCUACAUAAACGUGAGCUGUCUGCUAUUUACAUUUUCAAUGAAAUUUUAUUGACAAGCUGUUGUUAUUGUUACUAUCCUCCAUAGCCCACAGGAUAAAGGUCAAAAUCGAUUCAGUGCAAUAAUCAUUUAAGUGCCUACUAUGUGCCAGGCAGGUGAAGCUAACUUCUGAGUUUGGCAUUCAAGGCUUCUAUAACCAAGGUUCAACUUCUCUCUCCAUCCUCAGGCCCAUUUCCCAGCCCCUAUCGCAGCCCUGAAGCCUGCCCAGUCAAGUAGUAAGUCCUUCAAGAAAUACUUCCAGCCCUUUUUCCAGGAGCUGCUGAACACCACCAAUGCAAAUCCUUGGCACUCACGGUCUGCCUUAUACAGCUACAGACUGGGAGCUCCCUGAGGACAAGGACCAGUUGUCAUUCACUUCUUUUUUCCUUAACUUCUAAAGGGAUUUACAGCCAAAGAGAGAAGCUUAGAAUCAGAAAGUACUUACAAUCUAGAACACUCAGACUGUGAAGCUCAGCCACAAGGCCUCCAUUUUACAGAUGAAAAAACUGAGGUCCAGAGGCAAUGGAAUUGCACCAGGGUCAAAGCAAAUGUCUAAGGCCAUCUAUGCACCUCUACCCCUGCCCCACACACACAGAGCAGAUGCCAGGGCACAGAGCUGGGGGUGUGCCUCCCACUUCAGGGCUCUUCACUACAUCUUAUGCUCAGGCACCCCUUCACUGGACCAAGGACAUAGAGCCCCUUUAUCCUUGGUCCCCAGAUCUCAUCUUGAUGGGGCUCCUUAGGGACAUGAAAGCCGAGAGGCUGAUACCCAGAUACAAGGCCCAGCUCUGAUGGCAGAAAUAAGCGACCUGGAUCAGACCUGGCUGUCUCUUACUACCAGUCCUUUGUCUAGGAAUAAAAUUCCCUUUGCCCAGCCUUAAUCUUGUGCCCUUCCCCUUUUGGGGAUAUCAGUUUCCCCAACUGUAAAAUGAAGAGGCAGACAGUCUAAGGUGCUUCCCAGCUCUGACAUUCCUCCCAGCUCAGAUAUUCCGGGUUCUAAAAUCCUUUCCUGUUGCGACAUGGCCUGUUGUUCCAAAGUCUCUCUCCACUCUGAUAUUCUCUGUUCUGUGGCCUCUCUCAGCCUUGAUGUUCCAUGUUCUAAGGUCAAUCCAGGAUCCGACAUUCCCUGUUCUAAGAUCCCUCCCAGCUCCGACACCCUGAAAUAUGGGGGCCCUCCAGGCUCUCUGGCUCUCCGGGUUCCCUGAACUCCCUGGGGAUUCUGCAAGGAGGAAUAAUACCGAUGGUCAGGCUGGUCCCAGACCAAGGAUGGGGUGCUGAUGGAUGGUCCAGGGGACUUCGGGGUGGCUGAGGUUUCUGGGCGUCCAAUGAUCUCUGGAGCCACUAAGGGGCUUUGACUUCGUACAAACACACCUGCCCGCUCCUCUUACGGAUGGGAAACUGAGGCCAAAGACGCCCGCUCCCCCCCCUGCACAGAUGUGGGGCCCCAGUGGACACCUGUAUCCCCCUGAACGGCCCCAAGGAGGCCCUGGCUGCGGAAUGGGCCCACUCUGCCCCAGUGAGAGAAAACAGAGGCAAAAUCACACCAGCACGCUUCAAGAGUUAGCCACGCUACUGCCUAUCCCCCUGCAGGCCAGCAGCAAAAAACUCACCAAGAAGGAGAUUCUCCUGCACGUUCUGCACUAUAUUGAGCACCUCCAACGAAGCAUCGAUGUGGCCAAGUCUCUUCUCUUAUGCCAGCCCUCAGACAAAGAAGAACGAAGGGCAGUGGCCGCAGAUCCUCAUCCAUGCCUGGCCCCGGGCAGAGGCCCCUCCCAGCCAGGGAGGCAGCCUGCCGACCAAUCGACACCAAGCAGAAGCGGAGGAGACGCUGCGGGGGGAGCCGCUCUCCCCAGAAGACUCCCCACCCCCUGCGGACACCUGGAGUCCUGGUCGCCCCCGGCCCAUGGAGGAGCUGGGCUCACACUUCUGGAGAUGGCUGAAGGCGGGGUUCAGUUCUGCUUAGCAAGGAGCCAAGCAGAGCUGUCCCCUGCCUCCCCUGCUCCAUCCUGUUGUGGAGAAGCCAGUGCCCAGGAAGAGCGCCCCUACCCCACCUGCCAGGCCCAGAUGACAGCAGGUGGUGGGUGGCUGACACCUCCCCCCUGGAGUGAGCCUCUGCCCAGGCAGAAGCUGGUGUUCUAUGACUCCUGUGAGGAGGAGGAGGAGGCGGCAGUGGACACAGGGCCUUGGCUCUCAGCCUGGUCCCCCGACAGCAGCCCCCACUGGAGCCCCGUGGUGAAUACUCCUAGGCCUAGCAGCUGGCCUGGAGUUGGCCAGCCAAGUGAGGUGCUUGGCCUGAGCCCCUCGCUCUUUACCUCUCCGGGGCGACUGUUGUCUGGGAAGCUUCUUCAGGAAGGCACAGAGAGCUUCACCCAAGCUCUCUUUGAAGAUGUCUGCCUGAGUCCUCAGUCCUCUUCCUCCUCUGCCAGCCUGGUUGGGGCUCCACAGAAGAAGCCCCAGGACCCAGCCCCAUCAGCCCCUGGAGGCCCUCUCCACUCCCUCAACUUCUUCCAGUCAGCAUUCUCCCUAGACCACUGUUACCUCUCGCUGAGUGAGACCAGCAAGAUUGACUCCAGCCCCAGCUCAGGGGCGACAGAACUGGUGUCCCUGUGGAACAGACGGCAGGAGGCCUCCCAGUCCACCCCAGAUGGCUUCCUGUCCUCCAGCGACGAGGAUGGCGACCGUACCUGGACCCCCACCAAGCAUGCCUCUCCUCUGCCUGCCUCUGGGAAGAAGCGGAGGAGGGGCCGGGCAGGGCCCAGUGGCAGCAGCCUUGGCAAAUACAAGGAGAGCAAGAAGACACACCGUCCUUUCCAGCUGAAGAAGAAAUGUGUCAACGGCUUCAUCAUGUUCUGUCGCCUCAACCGCAAACAUUACAUUCGAGCCUGCCCGGGCACGGCAUCCACUGUGGCUACCAAGGCACUGGCACACCUGUGGCGGGUCAUGACCAAGCAAGAGAGGAGGCCGUACUGGUGCGAGCGCCCCUCGGUGAUGCCCUCCCCCAGCAUCAAGGCCCGCAAGUUCAGCCGCCAGCACAACCGCGUCGUCAGGCAGGACUGUUCCAGCGAGGACGAUGACCGCUUGUCCCCCAAGCCCUUCCACCUGCUUCUGGCUGAGAAGGCCCUGUGCUUCCCAGGCCUGGUGUGCACAAGCUCCCCUCUGGGGGACCCUCUCCCUGACAGCCCAGCAUCUCUGUGAAGCAGGGGCUGCCCCUUCUUUGACCUCAGGGUGGCCAGUGGGGGAGGGGCCUGGCCCCCAUCACCCCCUCUGCUGGGGAUUUGUUGGCCUCUGAGCAUGUACGUGCAGGGGCUAAGAGGCUAGUCUGCACCCCUAUUUAUCCUGUAGGAAGGGGGGUACCUGGGGAGACCCCAGGCCAGAGGGCGACAAACUCACGCUCCCGCUUUCCUCAGCUUUGGGUUAGGAUCAAAUAUUUGAAACCCAAUUGUCCUCUCACUCCACCCCACCCCCCCAACUGUUAUAUUUAUAGAUUAUUUAUUGUUCUAAAAAUAAAAUCAUACUUGUUCUUGAACUUUCCCUGCAGAAUGCUGGGUUGUAAUACUGUCCUGGCACGGAAACAGAAGCUGCCCCUGAUCCUGGGACACGCACAGGGGUGAUGAGGGGCGGGGCAAACUGUUUCUGGCUUCUCCAAAUCGUCCCCCCUUCCCCAGCAGUCUUGCUUGGUGGUCAGACCACAAACCCCACGUUCCUUCCCUCCCUGUGACUUCCCUCCCAGAAGGAAGCGAAAGCUCAGUUGGGGUUGAAAAAGGGCAUCAGGAAAGGGUGCUGACUUGCCCCCACGCCCCCAGGAUCAGAGGCCCCCCCUGCAUUUCUGGGUCUGGUUUAUUGAAAUUGAGGCAGUAACAUGUCCUAGAAAAAUAUAAAGAUUUGGGAAGGUACAAACCAAGGUCAGGAAGGUUACCCCCUCUUGGGAGGAAAGAUCUUUGGUCUGGGGUUAAGGAGGGAUUGUGGGGCCCUCACUGCCACCACCCAGACACUGUUGGCUACUUGGGAGACACGUGCACAUGUUGGUAGGGCCCUAGGCCGUCUCACACUUGCCCACACCCUCUUCUGGGACCUCUCAAAUUAACAGCCAUUUGCAGGUCAGGGCAGGGUGUUCAGGAGGGGUAGGCCCAAGGACCGUAGUGUUUUUCCACAGACAAUUCACAGCCAGUACCGGAUUUGACAGGGAUGGGUGUGCAGCCACCCCUCAGUCCCCCCAAGAAUGGCUCCAGGCAGGUGGGGGGGGCAUAUACAGGAAGGUAGGGGCUGUAACAAGCUGAAGCCUCCACUUCCAGGAGAAUUGAGGGCCCCCCAGAAGGAGACGGGCCGGGGGGGGGCCUCUGACCCCAAGGAGAUGGGGUGAAUUAGUGUUAUGAUUUGGAAGACAGUAGCAUUUGUGGUAGACACAGGACCCCUGAUUCCCCUUUGGCCCCUUGAAGAAGGAAGGACGCUGCAGUCUUCAGAGCACCUCAUUUGGAGAGUGAAGUAAGGGAGAAGAACACAGAGGUAUGGAUCCGCUCACAGCUCCAGUGGCUCCUCCACAGGCACUGACUGCAGCUGGG